AUGAGUGUUGACACUCAGACUCAACCUGAUCAUUCUUGGAAGACGAAACUAAAUCUUCCUGCUAAGGACCGACGAUACAAAACUGCAGAUGUAACUGAUACGAAGGGGAUUGAAUUUGAAGACUUUUGUUUGAAGCGUGAUUUGUUGAUGGGUAUAUUCGAAAAAGGCUGGGAAAAACCAAGUCCCAUCCAAGAAGCAUCGAUUGCUAUUGCUCUUUCAGGUCAAGAUAUACUGGCACGGGCGAAGAAUGGCACUGGUAAAACAGGUGCUUACUGCAUACCGUGUAUCGAAACAAUAAAGCCAGAGUUACCAAAGAUACAAGCCCUAAUUAUCGUACCGACAAGAGAAUUAGCUUUACAAACUUCACAAAUCUGCGUCGAACUUAGCAAACAUUUGAAACUCAAGAUCAUGGUUACAACUGGCGGUACUGACCUUCGCGAUGACAUAAUGCGACUGAAUGGUGUUGUUCACCUUAUUGUUGCAACUCCUGGUAGAAUCCUGGAUCUUAUGAAUAAGGGGGUUGCUGUCAUGUCUGAAUGUUCUAAACUUGUGCUUGACGAAGCAGAUAAGUUAUUAUCACAAGACUUCCAAGGUGUUCUCGACCGUGUCAUCAAAUUCCUUCCUCCGAAUCGGCAAAUAAUGUUGUACUCGGCAACAUUCCCGCUUACCGUCUCCACAUUUAUGCAGAAACACAUGAAAAAUCCGUACGAGAUUAAUCUUAUGGAGGAACUUACGUUGCUUGGUGUUACUCAGUACUAUGCCUAUGUCCAAGAGAAACAAAAAGUUCACUGUUUGAAUACGCUCUUUCGCAAGCUUCAAAUCAACCAGUCUAUCAUAUUUUGCAAUUCUACUCAACGCGUGGAACUUUUGGCCAAGAAAAUUACAGAACUUGGGUACUCAUGUUAUUACAUUCAUUCUCGAAUGGCUCAGAACUACCGCAAUCGUGUCUUCCAUGAUUUUCGCCAAGGCAACUGCCGGAACUUGGUGUGUUCGGACUUACUUACCCGUGGUAUUGAUAUUCAGGCAGUUAAUGUUGUCAUAAAUUUUGACUUUCCACGUAAUGCUGAAACAUACCUGCAUCGUAUCGGACGGUCUGGACGUUUUGGUCAUCUGGGUAUUGCCAUCAAUCUCAUCACGUAUGAUGAUCGCUUUACGCUGCGACGCAUUGAAGCAGAGCUUAGGACGCACAUUGCACCAAUCCCUAAGACUGUGGAUCCAAAAUUAUAUGUGGCUGAGCAUCAGAUUGUUACCGAAACCCCAGAGCAAGAAAAAGGCGGUAAUGUCAAGGAGGAAGUCGCAGAUUAG
Messenger RNA from Enterobius vermicularis (human pinworm), 1305 nucleotides. NCBI's taxonomy places the organism in Eukaryota, Metazoa, Nematoda, Chromadorea, Rhabditida, Oxyuridae. The record is from the annotation of a GenBank genome assembly.